GGGCUCCCCCAUGGAAGAUGCUAGGGCUGGGUGAAUCAAGGGGGGACCCUUGGUGAGGAGGUGCAGGGAACUCCCCCUCCCACAUGAUCCACCUGGUGGUGGGGUGGGUCCAUACCGGGCAUCCCCUUUGGGGUAUGGGCUGGACUUGUCUGGGGUCCCAGUCAGGGUGUGUGUUGAGGUGGAGGUGCUAGAGACCCCUGUGGGGGAUCUGGGUCCCCAGGAGCUGGGGGGGACCCCUUGGGUGAUCAUACUGGCAGCUGGGGGUGGGGACUCAUUGGGAUAGGGGGUUGCUAGGGACCCCAUCCGGUUGAUCGUCCUGCGGGUUGGAGAACUUGUAAGGGUGAUCACAGGGGGGAGGUCAGGGUCGAGAUGAAGGUUGCCUCUCUCUCUGGGUUAGCCUGGGGUUUGCCUGCGGGCCCUUGGGAAGUCUUGUUUGUAUUGUCUCUCGGUGACAGACCUGGGCUAGGCUGAGUCUCCCCCAUUCCAGGCAGAGUGAGACUUUAACUUUCUAGCACCUUUUGGAAAGUGGAAAACUAACCCUGCGUUUCCUGGCUUCUCACCUUUUCUUUUCUGCCUUUCGGACGUAACUCUGAACAUUCUUGGGAGGAUUAAGUUGCCCCCCCACGUCUCCGGGUUUUCCAGCAAUUUGAGUUCCCGGACUUCAACUCUCGUGUUCCAGACGGGACACAAUGGCCACACGGCUGCAACCUUAUCUGCACCUUAGCCAUGUAAUCUGUGUACCAACCGUACAGGCUGGGGCGUUUUUCUGGCUAGUGUCCCUGCUGCUGGCCUCUUUGGUCUGGUUCAUUUCCGUGCACCUCAGCAAUCGGGAGGACUCCAGGCUGCAAUAUGGCCUCCUGGUCUUUGGGGCCGCGGUGUCGGUGCUGCUGCAGGAGGCGUUUCGAUUUGCCUACUUCAAGCUACUCAAGAAAGCCGACGAAGGCUUGGCGACGCUCAGUGAGGAUGGGCAGUCUCCCAUCUCCCUCAAGCAGAUGGCCUAUGUAUCGGGGCUGUCCUUCGGGAUCAUCAGCGGGGUCUUCUCGGUCAUUAACAUCCUGGCGGACUCCAUAGGCCCGGGCAUCGUGGGGAUCCACGGGGAUUCGCCUUAUUACUUCAUCACGUCAGCAUUCCUGACCAUGGCCGUCGUCUUCCUACACACGUUCUGGGGGGUGAUCUUCUUUGACGCCUGCGAGAGGCGGCGGUAUUGGUCCCUGGCGCUGGUGGUGGCCAGUCACCUCGUCACGUCCGGGUUGACGUUCCUGAAUCCCUGGUACCAAGCCAGCCUCAUCCCCAUUUACAUCAUCACCAUCUCCAUGGGCGUCUGGGCCUUCUUCACGGCCGGCGGCUCCUUGCACAACGUCCUCGCCUGCCUUUCCUGUAAACAGGAGGAAGACAACCGAGUGAUGGUGUACUCUGCGCUGCAGGUCCCCGUCGAGGACUGAGCCCCUCCUCAGGCCGGCACCUGCCUGCCAGAGACAUCCAGGGAAAACCAAUACCCCAAGUGCCCUGUUCUCUGCAGCUGGGAGCAGCCUGGGCCACCCCCUCCCCCAUGGCAGGAGCUGGGGCAUGGGACUCGGAGCCUGUCAGAGCACUCACCCUGCUCAUGGGGCUGGACCGCUGCGCUGGUGGAGGCGUGGCUGGGAUUGCGAGGCUGAGUCCUGUGGGGCCCUAGCGGUCUCUGUGCUGUGGAUUCAAGGGCCUGGGGCACCGCCGGACUUUUUCCCUCCUGUCAGCUGCAAAGGACUGAAGCUCUGACCGGGCCUCUCGGACUCGAAUCUGCCCAGAAUCGGGCUCAUGGCGGGUCUUGCAAACUCUGCCACCCCCUCCCUGUAUGAACACGCUGCCCACUUCGGAGGCGAAUUGUCCCACGGCUCCUCUGUCUGACUGGGGCUGCAGCAGAGGGGCUGGAAAGUCCUGUUCGGUAGCACUGACGCCCGUCCCUUUUGAAAUGGUCCUUUAUUGGCAUCUAUUUCUCUGGAUCUCUAUUGAUACCGUAGGUCUGGGUUAGCGCUUCGGUUGGUGGAGCAGCGAGCCCAUCUGGCUGCCCAGCCCCCUGCCCUGGGGCCACGAAGGGCCCUCUGAGCUGUGCCCCAGGGUUUGUGGUAGUGAGGACACCUGUGGCUUUUCUGUGUUUGCCGCGGCGCCAGUGUGACCGGCUCAGCUGGGGACUCGCCUGCCGGCAAAGGUUGGCCUGUUUUGGGGAAGACUCAGCUGGAACAGAACGCUAAAAGGAUGGGGUGCGCUCCCCCCUUGAGGUGCAACCAACCCUGCUAACUUCCGUCAAGUGACAGCUGGGUGAGGGCGCCCCCUGCAGGGUUAGUGAGCCCAAGAUCCCUGGGUGAUGGUCUAGAAACUCUGCAGCAUUCUGUCCUUGGGCUCCUCCCCAGCAAGGCACGCAUGUGUCUCCGCCUUAGAGACCUGCCCCAUUGCAGCGUAGCCUGGCAGGGGGGCUGAGCGUUAACGGGGCUGCCCCCCCACGAGAGAGCUGUGCUCCUAGCUACGCGUGGGAAGCAUCUGGGAAAAAGGUAGGCGUGCAUCCUGUGUCGCUCCCAGGCACCCCCUACUGGGAGGUCAUGCAGCAGCCACGCGGGGGGGUGCAGCGUGCAAGUCAUGCCCCAGAAUGGAGGGGAAGGUUCUGAUUUCGGGGGCGCUGCUGCAGAACGGCUUGCGGUAUUGCUGGCUCUGCAAGGGUUAAUCUGCUGUAGCAGGCACUACCCGGCUAUUGGCAAUACCAUGCGGCAGCUCGUCUCCAGAGAACCAGAUGCUUCUGGUGCUGUGGAAGAGGGCCGGACGGUGCUGCUUUGUUCAGGGGCUAAAAGGGUUGCCUCGCAAACCUCACCCCGGAGACUCCCUGAGGGUGGAGAGCAGCGACCGGCCGGCCGCUGUCUGCUACAAGAAGUUGAAAAUCUCAGUGUGUGUGUUUGUUUUUUCCCCUAAGUUUGGGAGAAGAUUCACUACAUGUCUGUAAAAUGGGGAUUUUUUAAAAUUAUUUUUUUGAUUCAGAGUAAAAUCCUUUUAAUAGAGACGCUGUGAUGACUAAUAAAGCCUUCUUUUGUAAUGGGA
Messenger RNA from Chrysemys picta bellii (western painted turtle), 3063 nucleotides. RefSeq names its product aph-1 homolog A, gamma-secretase subunit (gene APH1A). The record is from RefSeq and is a predicted model, not a curated record. Gene Ontology annotation, cellular component: membrane; endoplasmic reticulum; gamma-secretase complex. Gene Ontology annotation, biological process: Notch signaling pathway; protein processing; Notch receptor processing. Gene Ontology annotation, molecular function: protein-macromolecule adaptor activity. NCBI's taxonomy places the organism in Eukaryota, Metazoa, Chordata, Testudines, Emydidae.